Lottia gigantea (owl limpet) is the source of this 829-nucleotide messenger RNA. RefSeq lists its product as hypothetical. Gene Ontology annotation, biological process: protein ubiquitination. NCBI's taxonomy places the organism in Eukaryota, Metazoa, Mollusca, Gastropoda, Lottiidae. The record is from RefSeq and is a predicted model, not a curated record. Gene Ontology annotation, molecular function: ubiquitin protein ligase activity. The transcript is spliced from 3 exons. The coding region runs from base 4 to 822 and encodes 272 amino acids.
GUCAUGGCCAUAACCCCAGAGACAAGAAGGUCUUUUGUGACAGAUGUCAACCAUUGGAGUCGGGAACUAAUUUGUAACGUGUGUUUGGAAUAUUUCACCAACCCCCAUACCCUUCAUUGUGGACACUCAUUUUGUCUGUGUUGUGUCAAAAGAUUGGCCCUAACAGCCCGAGAUUUCAACUGUACCUCAAAACUCAGUAAGAUCAAGUUUCGGUGUCCGACAUGUCGAUAUGGUACCUCCGUGGAGCCUAUAAUCAAACAGUCCGUACCUGUAUCUUAUGGGUUACGAGAUGUCGUAGAGGGAUGGAAACGGGAAAAGAAACAGUUCUGUGAUGAGAAUGGGGUCACUGACCUACGAUCAAUCGGAACGCAAACACCCAGUGUCUACGAUGCGACGGAAGUGAGCGAACCAGACACUUUUGAACGCUUGUAUCCAGGUGUAGCCUACAUCAAGAAAGCUAUGGACGUAACCGAGUCGGACGAUUCAAGUAAUGACGGAGCCACAGUGAUGCCGAAAAGCAGCACAUCUGUGGAAACCAACAGCAGCUCGCAUAACCCGGAAUCGGAAUCGGAGUGGGAAAAUUUUAAUAAUUUAGAUCAACCGGAAGCGGAUCAAGAUCAACCGGAAGCUGCGCAAGAGAAUGCUGAUAACGGGCUGGAGAUUUUAUGGUCUCCCGGUCGAGUUGCACUAACCGUUUUUUGGUUUAUAUAUACUAUCACUGUGUCGGUAGUGGCCAAUGGGUUUCUACCUUAUAUGUUGUUAUAUACUCUUAUGUUUGUCCUUAUUUUAUACACCGAAACAGUACAACGUAAUACAUUAUGAUUUUGUA